Messenger RNA from Chlamydomonas reinhardtii, 3336 nucleotides. RefSeq lists its product as uncharacterized. The coding region runs from base 210 to 3050 and encodes 946 amino acids. The record is from RefSeq and is a predicted model, not a curated record. Lineage: Eukaryota; Viridiplantae; Chlorophyta; Chlorophyceae; Chlamydomonadales; Chlamydomonadaceae. The transcript has 13 exons.
ACAUAGCUAGUUCAUAUCCCGUGAGCCACUGGCGAGCGGGCUUGUCAAUAGUCUGCAAAGCCUUUAUCUUACCACGCUGCGGCUUCUGCGACUCGUUCUGUCCUCCUGCGCUGUCUUUUGACAAGUCUCACGACUUCACACAGCUCUCACCGUCUUGUGCAAAGGCCGUCCGGGCGCGGCAGAGCGGCACUCCGGCCUUCCCGCCAAAAAUGGAGCCUGGCGCUCAGUCCACGCCCGCGCUCUCCGCGCUGCCCUGCUGCACGUUGGCGGAGCUGCAGCCGUCACCUGUGCCCAGCCUGGAAGACUGGGUGGCUAGCGACGCGUGGCUGGAGCGCGCCGUUUACAAUGCGAAGCAGCAGGUUAGCAGCCUGUUUGCCUACUUCCGCCUCAACAAGCGCGAUGACCAGACGGUCAUGGUCAUGUCCAUCAAGGAUAAUUUCCUUGCGGCGGCGUUCCCACUCCCCCGGCGUCGCGACGUUGCGCGCAGCAGUCUGGCUGCGGCAGCGGCUGCGCCGUAUGAGGCGGGUGCUAGCGGCGGGGAGGACGGCGGCAGCGGCGGAGAGGACGGCGCAGGGGAGAGUGAGGCGAAAGUGCGCAACCGCAGCCUUUCGCUGCAGACUACCUACCUGUACUAUGGGGUGCUGUUGCACGCGCUGCGGAAGCUGUACCCCAUGACGCUGCCGCCCGGCGUCAACGCCUCAUCCCGCUUCGCCAAACCCACCGUGGCGGCUGGCGACGUGCCCAAGGUGUCUCACCUCCUCUCCAUCCCCGUCUUCCACACCUCGCUGCUCACAGUGGCCGCCAUGGUCACGCGCGCCAUCGCGGACCGGGACCCCACCUGCCUGGGCGCCACGCCGGACCUGUUCCUGCGCAUCCCGCAGGCCGCGGGCUUCGCCCCCAACAUGAUGGCGCUGUGGAACGCCGCCAGGUGGUACCAGGAGGCGUUCGUCAGCAUGCCGCUGUCGGCGGCGGGCGGUGGCGGCAGCGGCGCCGCGGGCGGCGAGGGCGGCAGCAGCCAGCAGGCGGGUGCAAGCGAGCCGGGCCAGGCCGCCGCCGCGGCCGGCUCGGCGGCUGAGGCGCAGCUGAUGCCGGCGCUGCCGGGGCGCUUUGUGUUGGGGCGCCUGAUGCGGGUGUGCGAGGAGCGCGGCGUGCUGGCGGAGGGCUCCACCGUGUACUGCAUUCUGACGGAGGGCGCUGCGGGCGGCUACACGGAGGGAGACAGCGCGCUGCUGCACGUCUUCCUGCAGUCGUACGCGCGCCGCGCCACGGCCACGGUGGAGCGCAUGGCGGCAGUGGCCCUGCAGCAGUUGGCAGCGGCGGCGCGCGCGGCGGGUGAGGAGCCGCACGCGCACCAUCACCUGCUGCCGGAGCUGGCGGCAGAGCUCAUGGACCAGGUGAUGUGCACGCGCCUGGAGCUGUGCUUUAACCAGCACGUGUCGGUUCUGGCAGCGUGCUGCCUGUACAGCGUGGGCAAGGCGCUCAAGCUGCGGCUGCCCUUCUCCGCCAUCACCCGCGCCUUCCUGACCUACCUGCCCGACCACCCUGCAGACCUGUUCGACCGGCAGGUGGAGCUGCAGCCAGCGGGAGUGAGCGCCGGCAGCGGUGGUGGCGGGGGCGCCGGAGGCGGCGCCGCAGCGCGCGCCCUGGCCGCGCGAGCGGCUGCAGCAGCGGCGUCGGUGGCUGGCGGUGGCAGCGCGGAGAGCGGCGGUGCGACGUUGGAGCGGCCGGCAGUGAUGGGUGACAUCCGGGCCUUCUACAACCAGAGCUUCCUGCCAGCCAUGGAGGGCACAGUGCGGUCGCUCGUGCGCACCCGCACAAUGGGCACCGCAAGCAUCGCCACCGCGGGCCCGAUCCCACCCAUGCCGGGCUACCCCGCCGCGCUCACCGCGCCUGCGGCCGCGGAGCCGCUGCCCGCAACCGCGACAGCGGAUACUGAAGCGCAGCGCGACACUAACGCGCCCCCCGCUGAUGCUCCCACUGUGGCAGCAGCAGCGCAGCCCGCCGCAGCAGCAGCGCAGACAGCAUCCGCACCGGCCGGCUUUGCAUUCCCGGCCCUGUCUGCAGGCGCCGACGGGGCCGGCGGCGAAGCCGUGGUGGUGGCGCAGGCGUGUGACGCGCCGGGCUUGCGCUCAGUGACGGAGGUGGCCCGUGCAGACGAGACCGCUGCUGCAGAAGAGGGCAACCCCGGUGGCAGCGCGCCGCUGGGCAAACAGCAGCAGUGCUCGGGGGCGCACAGCGUCGCUAGCCUCCGGGAGUGGGACCAGGGCCAGGCUGAGGCCGGCACACGCGACGGAGGCACUCAGGCCUUCGGCGCCACAAGCGCAGUCACCCGCGGAAAGGCCCCGCCACCGCGCACAACUCGGCGCACGACGGCCAUGGCGGCCGGUGCCCGCGCACGGCCUGGGCGCCCGGCUCUGUCAGUGCUGCCUGAUGAAGAGGAGGGCGAAACCGCUGGAGACGACGCCGCCGGAAAUGAGGAAGCGGAGGCGGCAAUCGGCGCGGACGAUGGCAACGCCAGCGCCGCGCACAACCAGCGGUACGGCCGCCCCCCUGGCGCCACCGGCGCCGCCAAGAAGGCGGGUGGCCCGGGCAUCCUGCGGCUGCUCCGCCCGCCGCCGGCAAACGUGGUGCCAACCGCUGACGUGGCCGCGGAUGGCGCGCGCAGCAAGAGCACAAAGCCAAAGGUGGGGCUUCGCACGGACGUGGGCGCCUCGGUCGAGGACGGCGGGGGGCAGGCUACUGUGCUGGUGAAGCUGCCGCCGCGGCCGCCGUGGCCUGCUGCGGCCUCGCCGCUUGGGUCUGCCAAGCCCACGGCCUUCAUCUCCGUGCACCCGCAGCCCCAGGACGCCAGCGGCCUCGGCGGCGCCGGCGUCGUGGUGGGGGACAAGGAGAACCUGCUGCGGGUGGUGGGCGCUGGAAAGAAGGCGGACGAGUAUGGGUUUGAGGAUGCGGAUGGCGCCGCCGCUGCGGCCGCCACGGCAGCAGGUGCCUUCACAGCUGGCUCGGUCGGUGGGGCGGGCGGCCGGCGCCGUGCCUCGUCUUACCGCUAGGAGGCCGUCAUCCGUCUGUACACGCGAUGAGUGGGAGCGCGAGCACGACGGGCGGCUGACGGCCAUUACGUUUAACGUUUCAUCAGGCCAUGUGUAGUUAUAGACUCGUAGAUUAGAUGGGUUGUAUGAGUGAACAGCGUGACCAAGUACAUUCAUCGCGUGUCGUCAUGCUGGCGUAUCGGCGUAUCGACGACGCGUACGAGGAGGGGGCGGUCAAAGUGUCAUCGGGUACGAACGUGCGCGCCUGCAGUCCGCUGCACAUGCCUGAAGAAUAAGCCUACUUGUG